CAUUUAGCGCUACCGGUAAUUGCAGUAAAAACGGAACCCUAAAUAUCGCUUACGAAAUAAGUCAAAAAUACUGCAACCACAUAAAAAAAAUAUAUAAUAUCAAUGUUUCCAAUAAAUUCAAGACAUUCGCAGCAACUCAUCCUACCUUUAUCUCAAAUCGGAGCAGCAUGGUCAUCCUUUCGGUCAAUGCUACCUGCUCGACGAAAAGUAAGCACAAAAGUACAGAAAGAAAGUAAUCUAAAUGACUUGGAAAAGCUAGAGACAGAGGAUAUUACGAAGCAUUUCACAGAGCAUGUGAAAACUGAUUUGAAAGAAAUUGGUUUGGAGAAUCUUGUUAAGCACAUAAAAAUUGAAGCAAUAUUUAAAAAAGAUGCGAAAAGUUUUGAAAGUUUAAACUUGGCUAAAAACCUAAAUGACACAAAAGAAAUAUUUGGGCAAGAAAAUAGGACUCACCUCUUGGAAGAUGUACUCUCUAACAGGCCUGUUGAAGCGUUCAAACUUACCUUACCGAACUUUAUUAAUCGAAAACACAACUUUUCUAGCUUUCUCCAACAACAAAUAAGAACUUUUAAGUAUAGACCAAAUCCUAGGGGUAUGGGGAAAAUAUCGGCUGAUACUGAUUCUAGUAUGGCGUUUCUAAAUCAACUAAAAGAUUCGCUGAGAGAGAAGGUGAUGAAAAAAUCGUCAGAAAGUAGUGGACAGGACAGUCAAAAUCUAAAGAAAAUAAUUUCUUCUUUUGAAAAGCAACCGCAAGUUCAAGAACAAUUAAAAGUUGCUUUCGCAGAAGGUUAUUCAGCAAAUCAAUCGGGAAAGGGUCAACAGGCUGAAACUUCGACUGUAUCCCGUUGGUUCUUUAAAUUUUUUUGGUACGGUCUACUAAUAUGGAUCGUUUUCCAAAUUCUCCAGGGUUUCACGGUCAUAGGCGGUAAUAUGAAAGGUUUGAAUGUCCUAAAAGGCGAAAGAUAUGAAGUCAAUCCUGAAGAAAUUAAUGUUACGUUUGAUGAUGUGAUGGGAGUUGAUGAGGCCAAAGAGGAGCUUCAGGAUGUCGUGGAAUUCCUCAGAGAUCCAGAGAGGUUUAAGAAAUUAGGAGCGAAGCUCCCCAAAGGAGUCUUGUUAGUUGGCCCUCCUGGUAUUGGUAAAACUUUAUUAGCACGAGCUGUUGCUGGAGAAGCGUCGGUUCCUUUUUUUCAUGCCUCUGGCUCAGAGUUUGAUGAAAUUUUUGUCGGAACUGGUGCAAAGAGAGUUAGACAACUGUUUGAUGCUGCUAAGGCUAGGUCCCCAUGUGUAAUUUUUAUUGAUGAAAUAGAUACGGUCGGGGCUAAAAGAACUAGCUCCCAGAUACAUCCAUACGCUAAUCAAACAAUAAAUCAAUUACUCUCUGAAAUGGAUGGAUUCCAGCAAACUGUAGGAGUUAUUGUAUUGGGCGCUACGAAUAGACGUGAUAACCUAGAUAAGGCCUUAUUGAGACCGGGAAGAUUUGAUGUUGAAGUUCGUGUUUUCCCGCCUGAUUUAAAGGGACGAAGGGAUAUUAUUGAACAUUACUUGAAGAGAAUAACGAUUGAUUCAUCUAUAGACAUUGAUAAACUAGCACGAGGAACAACAGGAUGUACAGGAGCGGACCUGGAAAAUAUGGUAAACCAAGCAGCUUUAAAAGCAGCAAUGGAUUCAGCUGUAGCUGUAUCUAUGGAACAUUUAGAGUACGCGAAAGAUAAGGUUCUUAUGGGACCAGCUAAGAAAACUAGGAUACCCGAUGAAGAAACCAACAAGAUGACUGCCUACCAUGAAGCCGGUCACACCAUUGUGGCUUUUUACACAAAAAACGCAACGCCUCUUCAUAAAGUAACAAUUGUACCACGUGGAAUGAGCCUUGGUCAUACUUCAUUUGUACCUGAAAAAGAAGAAUAUAAUCAGAGUAAAGCUCAACUACUUGCCCAAAUGGACGUCGCCAUGGGAGGGCGCGUAGCUGAAGAGUUGAUUUAUGGAAGUGAAAAUGUAACAACAGGGGCUUCUUCUGACUUUCUUGUAGCAACCAAUCUCGCCAAAUCGAUGGUAAAGAAGUUUGGAAUGUCAGAUAAGGUGGGAGUUAGGGUAUUUGAUGAUAGUGAAUUCGAUUCGGGUUUAACGACCCUAAAGGUUAAUGACGUUAGCCCAGCGACAACUGAAUUGGUGGAUUCGGAAAUAAGGAGGCUUUUAUAUGAAUCAUAUGAUCGAGCUAAGACCAUACUGAGACAACACCACAAAGAACACAAAGAACUAGCUAAAGCAUUACUGAAGUAUGAAACCCUUGAUUUUGAAGAUAUCAAGUUAAUAAUGGAGGGAAAAGGUAAGAAAAUAGCGGCAAUUCAAAGAGAAAGAAAUUCCAACACAGUGAUAUCUAAUCCUUCAUCCACGUCAAAGUUGAAUCUUAUUUAA
Molecule: messenger RNA, 2412 nt
Organism: Dimorphilus gyrociliatus
Lineage: Eukaryota; Metazoa; Annelida; Polychaeta; Dinophilidae
Source: the annotation of a GenBank genome assembly